Polyodon spathula (Mississippi paddlefish) is the source of this 7096-nucleotide messenger RNA. Its product is annotated as forkhead box protein J3-like. The coding region runs from base 199 to 2175 and encodes 658 amino acids. The transcript is spliced from 12 exons. Gene Ontology annotation, molecular function: DNA-binding transcription factor activity, RNA polymerase II-specific; RNA polymerase II cis-regulatory region sequence-specific DNA binding. NCBI's taxonomy places the organism in Eukaryota, Metazoa, Chordata, Actinopteri, Acipenseriformes, Polyodontidae. Gene Ontology annotation, biological process: regulation of transcription by RNA polymerase II. The record is from RefSeq and is a predicted model, not a curated record. Gene Ontology annotation, cellular component: nucleus.
AAAGAAGAAUAAAAAGUAGCGGUGGAGGGGGGUGGACUGUUGUUCCAAUACGUACCCGGACCGGUCCAGCACCACCAACCCGGACUCCAGUCAGAAUAACGGAGUAGGAGCAAAGGCCACACUGAAGCAAGGGAGCCAAGAGCCCAGCCCUUGUUUUCAUCUUCAGCUGCAGGUUCGUAAGCCCUCCUCGGCCACACAAUGACGUCCGAGCUGGAGAGUAGCCUCACCUCCAUGGACUGGCUGCCACAGCUCACCAUGCGCGCAGCCAUCCAGAAGGCAGACGCAACACAGAAUGCCCACGGACCGGGCAUGACCAAGAAGAACGCCUUGCUGGACCCCAACACCACUCUGGACCAGGAGGAGGUCCAGCAGCACAAGGACGGCAAGCCCCCGUAUAGCUACGCCAGCCUCAUCACAUUUGCUAUCAACAGCUCUCCAAAGAAGAAAAUGACUCUGAGUGAGAUUUAUCAGUGGAUCUGUGAUAAUUUCCCUUAUUACAGAGAGGCUGGCAGUGGUUGGAAGAACUCAAUUCGGCACAAUCUAUCACUGAACAAGUGUUUCCUCAAAGUGCCUCGCUCCAAAGAUGACCCAGGGAAGGGGUCAUAUUGGGCAAUCGACACAAACCCAAAGGAGGACUCUCUGCCCACCCGGCCAAAGAAGAGGCCCCGAUCUGGAGAGCGGGCCUCAACUCCAUACAGCCUGGACUCUGAGUCUUUGGGAAUGGACUGCAUCAUCUCUGGAAGUGCCUCUCCGACUCUGGCAAUGAACACUGUGACUAACAAAGUAGCGUUGUAUAACACAGAUCAGGAUGGGAGUGACAGUCCCCGGAGCAGCCUUAACAACAGCCUCUCAGACCAGAGCCUGGCAUCUGUGAACUUGAACAGCGUUGGCAGUGUGCACAGUUACACACCGGUAAGCAGCCACCCUGAGCCUGUGUCCCAGUCCAUGACUCUACAGCAGCAGCAGCCACCGUCGCAGGCUCAGUACAGCAUGCCAGAGCGGGACAAACAACUCCUCUUCUCCGAGUAUAACUUUGAAGAUCUCAGUGCCUCCUUUCGCAGCCUUUAUAAAUCAGUCUUUGAGCAGUCUUUUAGCCAGCAGGGUUUGAUGACUAUGCCGUCGGAGUCAGCGCAGCAGCAGACCCACACGUCCUGUUCCUACCAACAAUCCCCUAGCAGCACAGUGAGCACUCACCCACACAGCAGCCAGAACAGUCUGACAAACAGUGGGGGACAAGUCCCCCUGUCCCACCCCCAACAAAUCCACACGCAACAGCAGCACCCGCAGAACACCCAUCCUGUGCACACUUCCCCACAUCCCCAGCAGCACAGCCAGCACCUUUCCCAGCACCCUCAGCAGCAUGGGCAGCACCCCCAGCAACAUGGGCAGCAUCCUUCCCAGCAUCCUCAACAGCACGGACAGCAUCCGUCCCAGCACCCUCAGCAACAUGGGCAGCACCUUUCCCAGCAUACUUCCCAACAGCAUGGGCAACACCCUUCCCAGCAUGCUCAGCAGCAUGGACAGCAUCCUCAGCAACACGGACAGCACCCUCAGCAGCAUGGGCAGCACCCCUCACAGCACCCACAUGCACAGCAGCACCACCCGAACCACCAGCCCCUCUCGCACCAGGCCCAUCCGGCACAGCAACAGAUGCCCUGCAACACUGGUCUCCCAUCAGACUGGUACCCCAAUCUCGAUGCACUGAAAGAGAGCUGCCGCAUUGCUAGCAGUUAUAACUGGGCUGACGUGGACCUUUCACCGUUUCAAGGAUUAAAGGAGAGUAUGAGGCAGGCAGACCUCAAUAACUGGUCCCUGGACCCUUCCCAGAUUGCAGACCUCUGCUCGUCUAUCAACCAGUUUUUCACUCGGACUGGAGUCAUCCCGCCACAGGGAGUCGUCCAACCACCUGUGUGUCACACCAUGCACUCAAACAAGCCUAGCCAGCACAUUGCUCCAGGAAAUAUAUACAUUGACUCCAGACAAAGCCUUCCAACUUCAAUGAUGGGGCCCCCAGGUUAUCCCCACAUCCCCCCUCUUAACAGUGCAGGACCGACGAUGACAGGACAUCAUGCGGCAAUGAACCAGCAGCACAUGCUAUCUCCUGCAAACUUCCAGAUGCGCCGGCUGCCUGCGGAUGAUAUCCAGGACGAUUUUGACUGGGAUUCCAUCGUCUAGGCCUCCCCUGGACUGAAGGGAGGGGAGCGGGAGUUUGCCGGGCCGUGCUGUCCACUUGCUGUGGAGGGAGACAAUCUGGACGGGAAUCUUCAGAAGUACAUGCGUCAUUUUGACAAGAGACUUCGGAGUCCUGAUCUUUAAAAAAUAAAUAAAAAUAAAUAAAUAAAUAAAUAAAUAAAUAAAAGUUACUUUGAAGACAAUCAAAAUAUAUAGUAGGACAAGUUUAAAUUAUCGCUUUGUACUUGUCAAGGGGGCAAGAGUAGAUGUUUUGUCAAGUACACCCCUCCUCCUCACAGAACUCCUGUAACUUCUUACUGUUGUGAGACGGGACAGCUUUUCAGAUUAUAACCUUCUCGUGUUGCCCGACAGGCCUCAGCUUCCACUUGGACAUGGUUUUCUCCAUAUGCGUAACAACUCCGUCCCCUUUUGAGCAGUCAGGCUGGGUCUGCUAAUUGAUUCUCAUGCCGUUGUGAGAUCUCAGCAUAACAAAGCAGGUUGAAAUUAGGCAAAGCGCCAUCAGUUUGUAUGUUUUCAUUUCAUGGAUUGAAAGCUACAUUGAAGUAAUACUUUUAAUGGGGUUUAAAUAACUGGUCUUUGGUUUUUCAUUUUCAAAACCAAGGACUGCUUAUAUAGCACUAAUAGCUCAAACAAAGGGACUGUUUAAUGCUUCUUCCCUUACAGUAUGGUGAUUUUAUGUCUGUUUUUUUCACAGCAAAUCUCACUGUAGGAUUGAGUAUAAACAUUUGCUUGUAGAAAUAAAUCCCUGCUCGAAUACAAUAACCCAUAGUGUGCAAAUGCUGUUAAAGACAAUUCACUUCUGAAUUCUCAUCAUGGACAUUAGAUUUUGAAAUCUGGAGACACAGGAGGCACCCCUGUCCCCUAGUGCAGACUGCACUAUGUGAAGGCUUUUGGUACAACCACAGUUCAGUGUCAGUUCUAAAAGCUACUGACAUGGGCCAUUAAGUGUGCCUCCUGGAGAAAAGGAAAAAGACAAUGUGUGUUUGUCAUGUGGUGAGUUGUUGGUAUUGAAACUCCUGACUCAAAGCCAGGCAAAGGGGUUUAGCUCUUGUGUCUCCACACAUUUCCAGCUGAGGGUCGUCCACUGUGCCGGGCAUGAUGAGCCAGAAGUAGUUUGGCAAAAUUGCUCCUAAUUUCAAAAUCAAUUGCAAAAUUCUAAGCUAUUCACAAAUAAAUAAAACAUUUUUAUGAGAUCAGUUUUUUUAUUUUAUUUUUAUUUUUUUACUUGCACAUCUUAUGUUGUUUUGAGUGUGUCCUUAAGUGUUUUGUGUGUGUGUGUGUGUGUGUGUGUGUUGUUUUUCUAGGAUAGCACUCCAGUUAAAGCAAGCCUCUGCUUUCUUUCCUUCCAACACGCUCAUGGGUCAAGAGUAGCCUGCCUGAACAUCCAUGGCAGGUAAAUUAGUGGGUGGGGAUUUUCGGUUUGUUUGCUCUGUUUUUACGUUUCUAGGAGUGACCUUUUAAUUUAAGAGCCUGGUAACCAACCAACUAGUGAUUAUCUUGCAUUUGUUAUUGCAUGGGGGGGAUUUUUUAGUAAAUGACCUGCCUGUUUUAUGCCCCAGUUGGAAAUGGCUCCAGAUGGAAAUGUUGCACUGUUGACAAAUUGAAAAUCUUGGUUGCCAGGUGUCAUAUUUCAGAGAUAAACCAACAUACCAACAACCAGUGCAGACAAAUUAGUAUCCUAAACCUGUAUUCGUUGCAUGCUUUUAUGGUCAUUGUGGUUAGUAUGAAAGGCCAUGCCUCUGUGCUAUUGUUGAAUAGUAUUGCGUUUGCAGGAUAGUGUGCCAUCUAGUGUUAAUUUCUGCAUGAAAUAUUUCCAAAUGAACAAGAUGGGGUAUUUCCCUGUGGAGUGGAUAGUUGCAGGUUGCUUUGGACCCCUGACACUGUGAUGUAUUUAAAUGAUAAAAAUAGAGAUGUGGUAAAAACAUGUUGGGUUAAAAUGCAUUAGUUUAGACUACCAGUAGGUUUGAAAAACUCCCCAUAGGAGAGGUGAGAGUCGCCUUACCACAGGGGAUCCUUGUUUUGAAUCUCAGCUUAGCCCCCGAUUCACUGUGUGACCAUGAGGGAACACCCUGUGCCUUAGUUUGAAAUUGGGUGCAACAAGACCUCCACUGGUAAAGAGGUUUGCUGUCUUGAUCAACAAUAUAUUAAGAAAUCAUUUGGUAAUUAAGUGUGUGGGGGAAAUGGGGGCAGGGUAUGCAUUGUGUUGUGUAGAGAGAAACGGGGCAGGUUAUGCAUUGUGUUGUGCAGAGAGAAACAGCAGGUUUUGCAGAGAGAAACGGGGCAUGUUUUGCAUUGUGUUGUGCAGAGAGAAAUGGGGUAGCUGCUGAAGGUUAAAUGUAAAUUAAUCAUAAGUAUCAUCUUUAAUGUAAUCGAGCACAAAACGGGGACAUUUUGACAAACUGUUUAGGGAAUACAAGGAUUCAAAGUCGAGCACUUUUGGGAGAAGCUUAUACAAGCAUUUAGCACUGACUAACAUUGUGAAAGGCCUGGUCCUCUUUUGAAAAGGACAGGAACUUCAAGCAAGGCCUCAGACCUUGGGAAGAGAGCUCUUACAAGCAAUGCUACUGAGGCAAUGCAAGCCAAGCUAACGAUGCAGCGUUUCCCUUGGCUCUAAGAAAAAUUCUCCAGUGCUGAUGUGCCUGCAGGGGGAUUAUUUCUCUGCCCGUUUCAGUUUCACCUCUCCUAGGUGUGCACUGUAAUUAGAAAGCAGGAUUUAGGGGGAGGCAGUGGACUAGUUCUGAUAACCCCCUGCUCUUUUUCACAGUGUUCACCACACACAGAUACACAGGAGAUUAAUUUUGUGCUGCAAGUGGUGUCAAUGCAAGUCUUACCAAAGCAGUGUCUUUAUUUUCUACAUGUGUUUUACAAGCUUGCACAUUGAUGCUAUAACCAGCUGUCCUGUUUGGCUCUCAUAAUUGUUGCUGACACACAGUGGAGUUUGGUUUUGUUUUAUUGUGUGAUUGUAUUGUAUUCCUUAAAUUGCUAACUGUGAAUACUAAGGGUGUCAUGCUGGCAGUUUUCUUUUUUCAGCAAAAUAAACAGUUGAAAAAAAUGGGAAGUGCUGUUAGUUAGCAGAAGUGUAAGGGAAGGAUGGGUUUAAUUAUCAUUGUCUGAUUUCACAGACCCAGAUUAGCGAUAGUUUUGGACUGCCUUACUUAAGGUAACAUUCUGUAGUCCAAAGCUUUGAUGUGUUAGGGUGAUGCCCACAGCUGAACGAAUAACCUUGAGUCUUGAUGCCUCUACUUUUAGAAGUUAUAUUUCCAGAACCUCCCCCCCUAGGAUUGCAGUGGGUCAUGUCUGGACUCAGGAGCUGGAGCCGAGUGGGGUUGCCUGUGAUCUGCCUCUGGAUCUGGGUCUUCAACUCUAACCACGUGGUUGUCAAGUCCAGGUGCCCCUGUUGUAACCCCCCUUUUUUAUGAUCGUCAUAGGGCUACCACUGUAGCCACUGACUAUAUUAAGUCUCAAAGGAUUUCUCCGAGUGCUGUUUAAAACUGUCCAAAAGUGCUAUUCCCAGCUUGCUUUGCCAGCUGCUUUAUUUCAGUUGCUAUACUUGGAAGUAAAGAUGCCAUGCAGAAUUGUUUAAAGUAUAAUUUAUUUACAAAACUGGAAAUAAACAAAAGCUAGCGAGUGAACUUUUGUUAAACCUUGGUAGUAUCAACAGUGUUCCCCAGUUCACCAUCCCAUGCAACUCAUUCAUCCAUAUUGCACUCCAGUUUAUUUCUACUGGGUAGACCCGAUUUGAACCUUUCCAGUUGUGUAAACUGUGUUGCAUCUUCACAAGGCUGCCAGGGCGUUGUUUUCAGUGGAUAGAGGGGUACUGCACAAUGACGGGUAAUUAAACCCAGGAACUGCACAAUGACCAGUGAUUUAAACCCCUUUCAUCCAGACAGUGGGAUGUUUCAGACCUAUCUGUUUCUAAACCUUAAGGAAUACAAAUGCACAACAAUCAAAGGCUAUUUGUCAAAGUUGUGAAAUUGAUGUAUUUCAGGAUCACAAACAUGUAACUUUGACAUUUUCCAGUUGCUGGGCAAAACCCAGCUUUCCUCCACAGAAAAGUUUUUUUCAAAGGCAUCUGUGUAGUCUUUACUCAUUGGAACCCUCAAUUUGCCAUGCCUUACUAUGGGUAUUACUGGCCUUGAAUAGAAAAACUACUUCUUAAAAAGCAAAGUAACCAAGGCCAAGCCCUGCUUCAGUGGCUGUUAGGUGUGUCUUCUGUAGGUUUGAUACAGUAUGGGUCAGCUGAAUGUCACUUCCAUUAGUUAGCUACUUAUUACUAUAGAGUGCAGUCUGCACCAAAGGUAAACACUCCAGUAAUUUUAUAUAAGUAGAAGGUUUUCUAAUAAACCUUAUCACUGCAUUUUUUUAUAACAUUGCCAGUUUUCAUUUCACAACAAUGGUACGAAUUGCACACUGCAGUAAAAAGCUUUGAUGAAUAAAGCCAUUGUAGCCGUAACAGAAGCUCAAUCACUGGCAACUCCUAACCAGGGUGCAGUAACUGACAGUAAUUGUGUGUUAUUAGGUGUCAUCAGAAUUGUACUCAAAAUUGGUAAUGCCAAAAAAAUGUGUACCUAUUUGUUAAAAUACUAAUGAGUUAGAAUUCCUGUUGCCUCCCAGCCAAUAUAAAUCCUCACCCAUUUUAUUUAAUCCAUCUGUAUUAUGACUACGUUUUUAAAGCAUGGGCUGCUAGUAAUUCUUUCUACAUGUUGUAUGAGCAAACCUAAAGUGAGUUAGGAUAACUGCUUUAACAAGUGUUCCUAAACAAUACUGUUCAAAUGUGCUUCCUGUUUCCUUUAGAUAUACAUAUGCAUUUUGUGUGUAUUAUGUUGGAUGAUAUUUUGAAGUUGGCUCCUGACAAAGCUACAUUAAAGACAAUGGUGCCUUCCUUUUUUUUUGGGGGGGGGGG